This is a messenger RNA of Aspergillus steynii IBT 23096, 813 nucleotides long. RefSeq lists its product as uncharacterized. The record is from RefSeq and is a predicted model, not a curated record. NCBI's taxonomy places the organism in Eukaryota, Fungi, Ascomycota, Eurotiomycetes, Eurotiales, Aspergillaceae. Bases 1 to 813 code for a protein of 270 amino acids. The transcript has 3 exons.
AUGAGCGCAAAGCCUUCCUCUGCAGGUCCUGAUGCUUGGGAAGAUGAUUGGGAGAGCCAAGCCGAUAGAUUGUCCACCGACCCCACCCCGCCUUCGGAGAAGAAAGUCUCCUCCAAAGUCUCCAAGGCCCAACGCCGAGCACAACAGGCCGAGUUCAACCGCCAACUAUGGGCUGAAGCAGAAUCCCCCCAAACGUUUCACUUCCUCGAAUCCCGAUCCGACGUCCCUCUCAAGCAAGAAUAUAAACCCACCGUGACCCUUCUCAGUCGCAACCCGCCCUCGAAACAAUCGGCCGUCGACGCGACCACGGCUGGUGUCGGGCGACUAGGCCUGAAUCACGGCACCGAAGACGACUCGGAGGAGGAAUCCAAGCCGCCCGAGCCGACUCCCGAGGAACGCCAGGCCAUCGCCUUGCGCAACCGAGAGGAGAAGCAACGCAAAUACGAAGAGGUGCGCGAAAGGCUCUUCGGAAGUCCCUCCGCAACGACCUCAGGAGCAUCUUCCCCGCGCAGCGGAACCCCGCCAAAACAACACGAGGGCCGGGGCAAAGGGCGGAGUCGCGGGAACGGCAGAGAUAACAACAAUACCAACAACAACAGGGACAAAAGGGAUUCUUCUAGCACGUCCGGGAAAUCGAGACAGCUCUACGACCCAGCGUCGUCCUAUGUACCGCGGAAAGAGAGACCGCAGACGGCCGACCGGAGUCCAAAUGACCCGACAUCUCCCCGACAACCCAUUCGCAGUCCCCGAGGCCCAGAUGCUAGCGGUAGAGGUGGUUUCCGAUCUGGCAACCGAGGUGCAAGGGGCGGUUAA